CACUCCCACUUUUCUUCCCAUCAACACAAACAAGCAUCAGUUCAGUGAGACAGUUCAUGAGAAUCGGCUCUGUUCUUUGAGUACCACAACUUCGCAAGUCCACUACUAGGAUCACAAGUCAGUAUCCUCACCAGCGGCGCAGCAAGAACAAGGAGGAGUAGAAGAGAUGGCUGCUCCGGCGAAGGCUUCGUGGAUGGUGGCCAUGAGUGUGGGCGCCGUGGAGGCCCUCAAGGACCAGGCUGGGCUUUGCCGCUGGAACUAUGCCCUGAGGUCCAUCCACCGGGCCGCCAAGGCCAACGUCCGCGGCGGCGCCUCGCAGGGCACCAAGCAGCUUCCGGCCUCCGCGUCCGCAGUGGCGGAGAGGAGGCGAGCGGAGAAGGCCGAGGACGGGCUGAGGACCGUGAUGUACCUCAGCUGCUGGGGCCCAAAUUAGGAGUACUAGUUGCUUAGGGUUGUUGUGUUCCUUGCAGCUUGUGCUUAUGUGACAACCCCAUGAUCGAUGUAAAUACAGCACGACGAUGAUGAUGAAAAUUUCGGCUAUGAUGAUGUUGAAAAUUUUGGCUAUGAGUUUAUAUCA
This is a messenger RNA of Triticum dicoccoides, 577 nucleotides long. RefSeq lists its product as uncharacterized. The coding region runs from base 167 to 433 and encodes 88 amino acids. The transcript has a single exon. Lineage: Eukaryota; Viridiplantae; Streptophyta; Magnoliopsida; Poales; Poaceae. The record is from RefSeq and is a predicted model, not a curated record.